CAAACAAUGUCGUCGCAGCAGCAGCAAACAAAGUCGCCCUUUGACGUCGUCGUCCUCGGCGCGGGCAUUCUCGGCGUGGCGACGGCCGACGCGCUCACCACCGCCGGCCUGCGGGUGGCCAUCGUCGCGCGCGACUUGCCAGAGGACGCGCACUCGGCGCAGUUUGCCAGUCCUUGGGCUGGCGCAAACUGGUCAUCCUUCGCCUCCAACCCGGCCGAACAAGCCCGCGACGCAUUCACCUUCUCCCGCUUCUCCGACCUCACCACCGCGCACCCCGAGAUCGUGCGCCGCUACCCGUUCAAGUACAUCUGGAACACGGACGUCGGGUACGGCAACCCGUGGUACAAGGAUGUGGUUGAGAAUUUUGGCCCGCUCGACCCCGCCGCCGUCCCCAGCCCCUACACCCAAGGCGUGACCUUCACGUCGUUCUGCCUGAACCCGGCCCGGCUGAACGCGCACCUCGUCGCGCGGCUCAAGGCGCGGGGCGUGCCGUUCAUCCGCGCGCGGCUCGGGUCGCUGGACGAGGCGUUCGCCGCCGUCGGACCCGUCGACUUUGUCGUGAACGCGACGGGCCUCGGCGCACGCACGCUCCUCGGCGUCGAGGACCCGAAGGUCUUCCCGAUCCGCGGGCAGACGGUGCUCGUGCGCGCGCCCGGCGUGAACACUUGCUUCGGGGUACGCGACCGCGACCUGCCCGAAGGCGAGUCGACGUACAUCAUCCCCCGGCCCGGGUCGGACGGGUGCGUCAUUGUGGGCGGCACGUUCCUGCCCAACAACUACAGCCUGCUGCCCGAGCGCGAGACGGCCAAACGUAUCCUCCAGAAGGCGUACGCUAUCUGCCCCGAGCUCGCCGGGCCCCACGGCAAGUCCUGGGAGGACAUCGAGAUUGUCAGCCACAACGUCGGCCUCCGGCCCGCGCGCGAGGGCGGGCUGAGACUCGAGAUCGAGGAGCGCGAGAUCGUGCCGGCCAAGCAGAGCCUCGUGCCCGAGAACGGCAGGGCCAGCGCCCCGCGCAAGGUCGCCGUGCUCCACUGUUACGGUAUCGGCCCGGCUGGAUACCAGGCCAGCUUGGGCAUUGCGGAGGAGGCAAAGGGCCUGGCAGUGGGCUACCUCUCCAAGAAGGCCGCCAAGGCUAGGUUGUAGGCUUGUUAGGACGUAGUUGAUCUGUCAGCGGUCAGAAUACUGUCAAAAUUAUGAAUUAGUUGUGAAUGGAAC
Molecule: messenger RNA, 1215 nt
Organism: Vanrija pseudolonga
Lineage: Eukaryota; Fungi; Basidiomycota; Tremellomycetes; Trichosporonales; Trichosporonaceae
Product: D-amino-acid oxidase
Exons: 4
Coding region: 7-1143 (378 amino acids)
Biological process (GO): D-amino acid catabolic process
Cellular component (GO): cytoplasm
Molecular function (GO): D-amino-acid oxidase activity; FAD binding
Source: RefSeq, a predicted model, not a curated record